AUGCAUUCAUCUUUCAUUCUUCAUCGCUUCCGCAAGGUGAGAAAAAACAGCAUGCAGCCUCAACUACUGCAACAAAAGCCUCUGUUCUUCUUAUUGAGCUUCAUAAUCUGGUCAUGGGGGACUCUUGACGGCGUCGUUUCGGACCCUCAGACGAAUCUAGUGCGACUUUGGUGUGACCCCCAAGACGGCGACAACGAUGGGUCCAUCAUGAAGGAGAUCCUUAACAAAACGUUUGGAGAUCUGAGAGCUCAGAUCCAAAACCAAAACAAACACUUCGCCAGAGCUCAAUCAGUGGAAGCUAACAUCCCCGUUUAUGGCCUUUUUCAGUGCAGAAACUACCUCUCCGUCGCCGAUUGCCUCGCUUGCUUUGACGUCGCCGCCGUAAACAUCCACAACUGCUCCGCUAGGGCAUACGCUGCCCGUCUUGUCUGCGACGGCUGCUUCCUCAGGUAUGAGAGCAGUCAAAGCUUCGAUUCGGCCAGCGAUAGUUGGAACAACAUAGUAUGUGGGAAUCAGACAAUAAAAGAUUCUCCGGCUCUUUCUUCAACUGUGCAACAAGUGCUAAGGAAUCUAGGCAUAGCAACCCCAAGAAUCCCUGGUUCCUAUGUGGCCACUAAGACGCCUGUCCCUAACAGUAAUGAUCUGAAUAUUUAUGGCUUGGCUCAAUGUGUUGACACUGUCCCACAAAAGGGGUGCCAGACUUGUAUUAACAUUGCUUUAAGCCACUUUCAGAAUUGCCUCACCAACACAGAUGCUAAGAGUUACGAUAUUGGCUGUUUCGUGAGAUAUUCCACCACUGCCUUCUUUGCUCUUAAUCAAACAAUUGAUAUUAACCCCUUCUUGAAACAAGGAGAUAUCACUGGAAUUAGCAUGUUGAAAGCCGCGGUUAAUUACAAUUACGGGGAUUUGAAGUCUGCAACAAAAAAUUUCAGCAUUGAAAAUAAACUUGGAGAAGGCGGAUUUGGUGCAGUAUAUAAGGGUACCUUGAAGAAUGGAAAAAUAGUUGCGGUGAAGAAAUUAACUUUACGACAAUCCAAGAGGAUAGAAGAAGAAUUUGAGAGUGAAGUGAAACUUAUACGUAACGUUCAUCAUCGGAAUCUUGUCCGGCUUCUUGGAUGUUGCAGUAAAGGCAAUCAGAGAAUUCUGGUUUAUGAAUACAUGGAAAAGACCAGUCUUGACAGAUUCUUAUUUGAGGAUAUACAGCCCCUGAAUAUGCAAUUCAUGGACAGCUAUCAGAAAAAGUUGAUUAUAUAG
Neltuma alba is the source of this 1254-nucleotide messenger RNA. RefSeq names its product cysteine-rich receptor-like protein kinase 42. The record is from RefSeq and is a predicted model, not a curated record. The transcript is spliced from 5 exons. Gene Ontology annotation, molecular function: protein tyrosine kinase activity; ATP binding. Lineage: Eukaryota; Viridiplantae; Streptophyta; Magnoliopsida; Fabales; Fabaceae. Bases 1 to 1254 code for a protein of 417 amino acids. Gene Ontology annotation, biological process: protein phosphorylation.